Molecule: messenger RNA, 750 nt
Organism: Elephantulus edwardii (Cape elephant shrew)
Lineage: Eukaryota; Metazoa; Chordata; Mammalia; Macroscelidea; Macroscelididae
Product: spindlin-4-like
Exons: 1
Coding region: 1-750 (249 amino acids)
Biological process (GO): regulation of DNA-templated transcription; gamete generation
Cellular component (GO): nucleoplasm; cytosol
Source: RefSeq, a predicted model, not a curated record
AUGUCACCCCCAACCUUGCCUCCCAUAGGCGUAGAUGGCGUGUCUGCAUACCUGAUGAAAAAAAGACACACUCAUAGGAAGCAGCGGCGCAAACCCUCUUUUCUCACUCGCAAGAACAUCGUGGGCUGCCGCAUUCAACACGGCUGGAAGGAAGGGAACGAGCCUGUGGAGCAGUGGAAGGGCACUGUGCUUGAACAGGUUUCUGUGAAGCCCACUCUCUAUAUCAUCAAAUAUGAUUGCAAAGAUAGUGUGUGUGGACUAGAACUGCUUCUGGACAAAAGAGUUUUGGCGCUAGAAAUCCUUCCUGAAAAAGUGCCAACUCCACAUAUCGAUUCACGCUUGGCAGAUUCCUUGAUAGGCAAGGCAGUGGGACAUGUAUUUGAGGGGGAGAAAGGCACAAAAGAUGAAUGGAAAGGGAUGGUUCUGGCUCGAGCCCCUGUGAUGGACACUUGGUUUUAUAUCACCUAUGAAAAAGACCCUGUUCUCUAUAUGUACACACUGCUGGAUGACUACAAAGAUGGUGACCUGCACAUCAUCCCAGAUUCCAACUACUAUUUCCCUGUGGCAGAGAGGGAGCCAGGAGAGGUGGCAGACAGCCUUGUGGGCAAGCAGGUAGAACAUGCCAAAGAUGACGGGUCCAAGAGAACUGGAAUUUUCAUCCAUCAAGUAGUGGCCAAGCCAUCAGUCUACUUUAUUAAGUUUGAUGAUGAUAUUCAUAUUUAUGUCUAUGGUUUGGUGAAAACUCUGUAA